Mesitornis unicolor (brown roatelo) is the source of this 618-nucleotide messenger RNA. RefSeq names its product early activation antigen CD69-like. The record is from RefSeq and is a predicted model, not a curated record. NCBI's taxonomy places the organism in Eukaryota, Metazoa, Chordata, Aves, Mesitornithiformes, Mesitornithidae. The transcript is spliced from 5 exons. Bases 1 to 618 code for a protein of 205 amino acids.
AUGGCACAAGGGGAAGAGAACGGAUUCUACCGCAGCAAUGGGAACGUGGAGGAGGGCCUGGCUCUCCAGGAUGGAGGGGCAUCCCCUCAGCCAGAGGUGCUUGGGGCUACAGACAGAAGGAUGCACAGAAGAGCUCUGGGCAAAUGGUGCACCCGCCGCCGGGUGUGUUUAGUGGUGCUGGCUGCGCUGGUUGUGAUCCUGACUCUGAUCGUGAUUGUUGUGCUGGCAGCAAAAAGGCCUGGAAAGCAUCCAGCUCUGGUGCUGGGCUGUCCUUACGACUGGGUUGGAUACCGCAAUGUCUGCUACCACCUCUCUGUGGAGGAGAGGAGCUGGAAUGAGAGCCAGGAGCAGUGCUCCCGGCUUGGGGCCUCGCUGGCUGUGCUCAAGAAGGAGUGGGAAAUGAAGUUCGUCUUGCUCAUCAAGGGCAACAAGGAUUACUGGCUGGGGCUGCGGAGAGUGGGCAAGCGCCUGGAGUGGGUGGAUGGAAACAGCUUCAACCACACGAUCCAGGUGCUGGGCCAUGAACCUUGUCUGUUCCUGAACGACCGCGAUCUCAUGAGCUCAGCCUGCUCCCUGCGACUGCCAUACGUCUGCAGCAAGCCCCAGGCUGGGCUGUGA